GGGGAGGUCAGGUGUGGAGGAUAAAAUUGUCUUAGCUCCUCAUCUGUGCCUUUUUCUCCUUCCCAGGAAAGCACCAGAAGCAUUCACAAAGGAAACGAACAAUGUUCACUGAAAAACAAUUGGCAGAUUUGGAAUGCUUGUUCAGUAAGAACCCAUAUCCCAAUCCCAGCCUUCAGAGAGAAAUGGCCUCAAAACUGGAGAUCCAUCCCACAGUCCUGCAGGUUUGGUUCAAGAACCACAGAGCAAAACUCAAGAAAGCAAAACAGCAAUUAUCUGCGAUGGAGGUCAAGACCAGCUAUUCCAAGAGAAAUACAGAUGCACCUACAGGAUCCCCUCAUGGUGUCUGCCCUGCUUCCCUGGUUUACACGGAUCAUCCGAUACCUUCCUUCCAACUCAGCAUAUGCUCCAAUUUUAAGGCUCUCGCAGACCAUUCUGUUGGCCACAAUAUAGUCCAUUUUGGCUGCUGCCAAGAUCCUAACAUCUACUCCCUUUGUCCCAUUAUGGAAUCUCCUAUUCUUUCCACAGGCUUCACUACUGAUUCUUUUGGUUCUUCAUCUCCACAAAGAAACUAAUGAAAAAGUCCUAUACUGUAAUGAUUUGCAAUAAUUCCCACACAAGAGACAAAUACAAGAUCUAGAGCAUGGACGCAUUUCAAAAACAUGCUCCGUGAAAGAAACAACACAAAAGUGGAAUUGAGUGGAAGAGGUGCUAAACAAAUUUGUUGAGAUGGGGAUGUUUUGUCGUAAUUACGAUGGCAGUCACCUGGAUGUGUACAUUUAUCCAAAGACAUGGAACCGUAAUACACCACAAAAAACCAAUGAUGUGACAGGAUGGAGGCGUCAGCCAAUGCCAUGACGGUAAUUCGGCAAUAUAUAAUAUAUCAAAACAACACACUGUAUACCUCACACUUGCACAAUGUUGUCUGACAAAUGUAUCUCAGAAAAGCCAGAGAAAGAUUUUAAUCAUAUUUUUUAAUUCAGUUACAUCUAUAAAAAGGGACUACUAAGGAUAUUUUUCCCCUGCUUCUUUGUCUUCAUGUUUUCUCUUCAUUGUUCAGCUAAAAAGACAUAGUCAAUGUCAGUAAGUGGCAGUUGGCUUAUUUUUCAACUUUUUGUCACC
Canis lupus familiaris (dog) is the source of this 1119-nucleotide messenger RNA. RefSeq names its product divergent-paired related homeobox (gene DPRX). The transcript is spliced from 2 exons. The coding region runs from base 102 to 572 and encodes 156 amino acids. Gene Ontology annotation, molecular function: RNA polymerase II cis-regulatory region sequence-specific DNA binding; DNA-binding transcription factor activity, RNA polymerase II-specific. Lineage: Eukaryota; Metazoa; Chordata; Mammalia; Carnivora; Canidae. The record is from RefSeq and is a predicted model, not a curated record. Gene Ontology annotation, biological process: regulation of transcription by RNA polymerase II. Gene Ontology annotation, cellular component: nucleus.